AUGAGCUCUGAAAUGAUCGACUUGAACUGGGAACCACAACAUUCUAUUCUACAUUUUCAUGAAUUCAAAUCUUCUCCUCGCGCUAUGACAACAAUGCAUGAUUCUGCCUUUUGCACUACCGAUGGGAGGUAUGUGAAGGCAAUGAGACAGAGACGCCGAGAAGCAGGUUUAGAUGUGGAGAAUUACACAAUUCAAGAUGUGAUGAGAAUGGCUCGCCGAAGCGCAUCGGAUUCUCCAAUCAACGACGACAUGCAUCCGUAUCCCAUCAACGAAAACUAA
Messenger RNA from Caenorhabditis remanei, 279 nucleotides. RefSeq lists its product as uncharacterized. The transcript has 3 exons. NCBI's taxonomy places the organism in Eukaryota, Metazoa, Nematoda, Chromadorea, Rhabditida, Rhabditidae. The record is from RefSeq and is a predicted model, not a curated record. The coding region runs from base 1 to 279 and encodes 92 amino acids.